ACCGCCUCCUGCCUCUGGCCCCGCCCCACAGCCCUGGACACAGUACACACAGCCUGGAGCUUCAGCUCCAAGGGAAACAAAAGCUGGAUUCUCACGGCUAUGACCAGCACCUUCAUACCGGGGCUGAACCCUAAGAACCCUCAUUAUAUCCCAGGGUACACUGGACACUGCCCACUACUUCGGUUCAGCAUGGGCCAGACCUAUGGGCAGAUGACCGGUCAGCUACUUCGAGGAUCUCCUGGCCUAGCCUGGCCCCCUGCCCAUCGCACACUUCUGCCUCCCAUCCGGCCUCCGGCAUCUCCUGAAGUUCCCAGGGGAAGCCUGCCUGUCAGGCGUGGGCAUGAAAGACUCAGCUCCAGCAUGAUCCCUGGGUAUACAGGUUUUGUGCCCCAGGCACAGUUCAUCUUUGCCAAGAACUGCAGCAGGGUCUGGGCUGAGGCUCUAAAUGAUUUCACUCAGUGGUCUGGGGGACAAGUCAGUCAAGAGCUGCCAAAGGAGGCCGAGGGUAAAAAAGACACCAAGAAAGACCAAGAGCCAAAGCCUGAGUCAGAGCUGGAGGCAGAGAAGGAGCCAGAGCUGCAGCAAGAGGCGGAACAAGCUUCCCCCUAUUCCAUGGAUGACAAAGAUCCUCGCAAGUUCUUCAUGCCAGGCUUCACUGGUUACGUGCCCCGUGCCCGCUUCCUCUUCGGCUCCAGCUUUCCUGUGCUCACCAACCGGGCGCUGCAGGAAUUUGGACAGAUGUAUUCAGGGGGCAGACCCCAGAAGGAUCCCAAACCUCUCCCUCCACUUUCUAGGACCUACCCUCAGAACCUGGGCCUUUUACCUAAUUAUGGAGGCUAUGUACCAGGGUAUAAGUUCCAGUAAUUCGGGCACACAUAUGGGCAUCUCACCCAUGAUGCACUGGGCCUCACCACCCUCCAGAAGCAGCUCCUGGUGUAGGUACCUGGACUUCAAGGUCUUUCUUCUCUGUCUUCCUAUCCCAGUCAUCCUUUUGGAAGGAAGAGAAGUGGGCCCGAGGGUGGGGGGAGGCACAAAGAGAAAUGGUUUGGAGGCCGAGCACCUUUUUUAUUAAUAGGUGUAAUAAAUAAAUAAAUAAAUACAUAAACAGAA
This is a messenger RNA of Mustela lutreola (European mink), 1110 nucleotides long. It is a transcript of the gene CIMIP2B, whose product is annotated as ciliary microtubule inner protein 2B. The transcript is spliced from 6 exons. Bases 100 to 864 code for a protein of 254 amino acids. NCBI's taxonomy places the organism in Eukaryota, Metazoa, Chordata, Mammalia, Carnivora, Mustelidae. The record is from RefSeq and is a predicted model, not a curated record.